ACCUGCGCCUGGCACCGGUCUCCCGCUCUGCAAGACUUGCAAACAGUCACACCAUGUCGUCCAAGUCAUCGUCGAUGGUCCUGGGUUACUGGGAUAUUCGCGGGCUGGCGCACGCCAUCCGCCUGCUCCUGGAGUUCACGGAUACUUGCUACGAGGAGAAACGGUACACUUGCGGCGAAGCUCCUGACUAUGAUCGAAGCCAAUGGCUGGAUGUGAAAUUCAAACUCGACCUGGAUUUCCCUAAUCUGCCUUACCUCCUGGAUGGGCAGAACAAGAUCACCCAGAGCAAUGCCAUCUUGCGCUACAUCGCUCGCAAGCACAACAUGUGUGGUGAUACUGAAGAAGAAAAGAUUCGAGUGGACAUCAUGGAGAACCAGAUAAUGGACUUCCGCAUGCAGCUGGUGCGGAUUUGCUACAACUCAGACCAUGAGAAAUUGAAGCCUGAGUACUUGGAGCAGCUUCCUGAUCAACUGAAACAAUUCUCCUUGUUCUUGGGGAAAUGUUCCUGGUUUGCAGGUGAAAAGCUCACCUUUGUGGACUUCCUCACUUAUGAUGUCUUAGACCAGAACCGGAUGUUUGAGCCCAAGUGCCUGGAUGAGUUCCCAAAUCUGAAGGCAUUCAUGUGCCGCUUUGAGGCUUUGGAGAAAAUAGCUUCAUACAUGCAGUCUGACCGCUUCUUCAAGAUGCCCAUCAAUAACAAGAUGGCCAAAUGGGGCCACAAGUGUAUAUGCUGAGCAGGUGACAGGCUUGUACCUACCCAAAGGUUCUAAACUCUGUUUUUCUCUGCUCUUUUCAAUAAAUACCAUUAAUGUUA
Dipodomys ordii (Ord's kangaroo rat) is the source of this 814-nucleotide messenger RNA. RefSeq names its product glutathione S-transferase mu 3 (brain) (gene Gstm3). The transcript is spliced from 8 exons. Bases 54 to 734 code for a protein of 226 amino acids. The record is from RefSeq and is a predicted model, not a curated record. Gene Ontology annotation, biological process: glutathione metabolic process. NCBI's taxonomy places the organism in Eukaryota, Metazoa, Chordata, Mammalia, Rodentia, Heteromyidae. Gene Ontology annotation, molecular function: glutathione transferase activity.